Molecule: messenger RNA, 854 nt
Organism: Solanum stenotomum
Lineage: Eukaryota; Viridiplantae; Streptophyta; Magnoliopsida; Solanales; Solanaceae
Product: 50S ribosomal protein L17, chloroplastic-like
Exons: 2
Coding region: 35-646 (203 amino acids)
Biological process (GO): translation
Cellular component (GO): cytosolic large ribosomal subunit; ribosome
Molecular function (GO): structural constituent of ribosome
Source: RefSeq, a predicted model, not a curated record
GAACAUUAGGAACACAAGCUUGAGGAUAUCAGAUAUGGCUUCUGCAACAUGGAGCAUGUCUUGUUUGAAAUCAGCUCUCCCUUCAAUUCAACGAAUUUCCAACUCUUCACUUCGAUUCUCUUCUGGGUCUUCCCCUUGUCGUCUGAGGAUUUGCAAACCCAAGUCCACUUCAACAAUUAUUCAGUCCUUCGUGGGUCUUGCUCCGCUUCAUCCACUUUUGUCCCUUUUUUCUCAAGAUUCAACAAGUUUCGAGAACUCAUUCACCAUAAUUGAUAAUGGUGGCCGGGUUUUUGCAAUGAGGCAUGGCAGGAAGGUGCCCAAACUGAAUAGACCUCCUGACCAGCGUCGGGCACUUUUGAGAGGUCUGACAACUCAGCUCCUCAAGCAUGGGCGUAUAAAGACCACUAAAGCAAGGGCCAGGGCGGUUAGAAAAUAUGUUGACAAAAUGGUAACGAUGGCAAAGGAUGGCUCUCUUCACAAGAGAAGGCAAGCUCUUGGAUUCAUCUACGAGAAGCAAAUAGUGCAUGCAUUGUUUGCUGAAGUCCCGGAAAGAUAUGGGGAGAGAAACGGAGGAUACACUAGGAUAAUAAGAACUCUACCUAGGCGAGGGGACAAUGCACCAAUGGCAUAUAUCGAGCUUGUCUAGCAACUGAAUAUUCAAUUCGAAGGAUGUUUUUGGUUGGUUCUUAAUUCUGAUGAGAACUAAGAGAUUUUGUUUGUUCCAUUCAAUUUAAUUUUCAGUUACUGUUAAUUUGGUUGGUCACCUUUGAUAUGUUUCAAGCAUUAAGUUGUUGACCUCUGCAUAUUGUAUCAAAUAUAGUUGUUUUCAUGGAAAUUGCUGCAAUCGAACAUGA